Cucurbita pepo subsp. pepo (vegetable marrow) is the source of this 1952-nucleotide messenger RNA. Its product is annotated as putative GPI-anchored protein At1g61900. Lineage: Eukaryota; Viridiplantae; Streptophyta; Magnoliopsida; Cucurbitales; Cucurbitaceae. The record is from RefSeq and is a predicted model, not a curated record. Gene Ontology annotation, cellular component: plasma membrane.
CCACUCCCCUCUCUCCCCUGUACCUACCCUCGCUUUUACAACUACAGGGAGCCGGUAAUUCUCCUCCCGGCUCUUCCCGGGACGCCGUCCCCCCGCCAUUUUUUCUGAUUUGGAGCUCCCAUCGCUUCAAUCUCUUAGCCGAUCGGCUCCCAAAAGCAUUUCCGGGUGCUCGGGCUGUUGAUUCCGAAGCUCCUGCUUGUUUAAUUGUACGGUAAACGGAGUUGUUCAAUGGGUUCUUCUUCUUCAGAACCCUGUGCUUGAAGGUGGUAUUGGCAUAUUUAAUAUGCUAUAGAGCAUUUUUCCACGAACUCAGCAAACUACAAUUGGGAAUUAUUUUGCUUACAUCAUGUCCCCUGGAGGUUAAUGGAAUGAUGGACUGCUUUCGUACUGUAAGCUAUCCGAAUGGUAAUAUGUGCCACCGAUUACUAUUGUUUGUCGUCUGGAUAUCCAGUUUUCAUGAUGGAGUUGUCUUAUCUACUCUGGUACAGCAUAGUAUUGUUUCUUCCACAGGAGAGCAGGCUCAGUCACCUAGUAGUGUUGUCUUUGAUCCUAUAGAGAUAUCGCCUGCAGUUAUCCCACAAUACCCUUAUCCCAAUGAUUCCUUGCCUCCAAUGUAUCCAACCUUUCCUACCAGAUAUGAACCAGUCUUAACUGGAAGAUGCCCUGUAAAUUUCUCUGUCAUAUCAAAUGUUAUGGACAAAACAGCAUCAGAUUGUUCUCAGCCCAUGGCAGCACUUGUAGGAAACGUUAUUUGCUGUCCACAACUAAGUAGCCUGCUUCAUAUCUUCCAGGGUUUCUAUGGCUUAACCUCUGAUCGGUUGGUUUUACAAGAGGCAGUUGCUAAUGAUUGUUUUUCAGAUAUCAUUAGCAUCUUAGCCAGCAGAGGAGCGAAUCAGACGAUACCUUCUCUUUGCUCGGUCAAAUCUUCAAAUCUUACUGGUGGGUCAUGUCCAGUCACAGACGUUGCAACGUUUGAAAAAUCAGUUAAUGUAAGCAAAUUAUUAGAUGCAUGUGAUACAGUUGAUCCUCUAAAGGAGUGUUGUAGACCAAUAUGUCAGCCUGCUAUCAUGGAGGCUGCACUUCAGAUUUCUGGAAGGCAAUUUUCUAUGGAUACCAAUAGUAACUUGGCAGGGGAGCCGAAUCAUAUUGAUUCAAUAAACGAUUGUAAAAGAGUUGUCUAUUCAUAUAUUUCUAGGAAACUCUCCUCCGAUGCUGCCAACACUGCAUUUCGAAUAUUAUCUGCCUGCAAAGUGAACAAAGUUUGUCCUUUGGAUUUUGAGCAGCCCUCAGAAGUAAUUAAAGACUGCCGCAAUGUUGCUGCUCCUAAUCCCUCAUGCUGCAGCUCAUUGAACACUUACAUUGCUGGGAUCCAAAAGCAAAUGUUAAUUACAAACAAACAAGCUAUAAUCUGUUCAACAAUGUUCGGAUCCAUGUUGCGAAAAGGUGGGGUUAUUACAAAUGUUUAUGAGCUGUGUGAUGUCGACUUGAAAGAUUUCAGCAUUCAAGCCUAUGGACAGCAAGGAUGUCUUCUUCGGAGCCUGCCUUCAGAUGUGAUAUUUGACAAUUCCACGGGCUUUAGUUUUACCUGUGAUUUGACUGAUAACAUUGCAGCACCGUGGCCUUCGUCGUCCUCAAUUUCUACACUGUCUCUUUGUGCGCCCGAGAUGUCAUUGCCUGCUCUACCAACAACAGAGACUAAGAGAAACCAUGGCCAGCGUGAGGAAGGAUUGGAUUUCCCAAUGCUCAUUUUUUCAUUUUUUAUUAUGAUCAGUGCAUUUUUGUACUGAGUUAGAUCUAGAUGUAGAUGUUCUGUGGUGUUGUUCAAUGUUUGGGGGGCAUCUUGGGAAUUUUACCCUGGAUUUUUGUAUGUAUAUUUUGAGUCUUGUGUAUAGUAGUAGCUCUUUAUUAUUAUUAUUAUUAUUAUUAUCAUCAUCAUCAUCAUCAUUUUGUAA